Messenger RNA from Didymosphaeria variabile, 348 nucleotides. RefSeq lists its product as uncharacterized. NCBI's taxonomy places the organism in Eukaryota, Fungi, Ascomycota, Dothideomycetes, Pleosporales, Didymosphaeriaceae. Bases 1 to 348 code for a protein of 115 amino acids. The transcript has 2 exons. The record is from RefSeq and is a predicted model, not a curated record.
AUGGGCAAAGCAUCACAAUUCCCGACUGACUCAUUCACAGACAAAUACAACGACGACACCGCAAAGUACGACCAAACCGUAUCCCUUGACGGUACCGUUGUCUCUGAAAUCUCCACCGACAGCGGAAAGGCCCAGGGCUUUGGUACGGCUGUCGAGUGCCAGCAGGCUGCCUGCGGCACGGUGCCGGCGCACAAGUACGUCGACACGACGCUCAUCAUGGAUGUGGCCGAUGCAGACUAUGACCAGACUAAGGGUACGACUGGCGCGACUGGCGACAUGGUUACUGCGGAUGGAGGCAAGACUUGGACUAUUGAGACUAUCAGCAUUGAGUCGCACACCUACACUUAG